Molecule: messenger RNA, 1209 nt
Organism: Fusarium venenatum
Lineage: Eukaryota; Fungi; Ascomycota; Sordariomycetes; Hypocreales; Nectriaceae
Molecular function (GO): oxidoreductase activity
Source: RefSeq, a predicted model, not a curated record
AUGGCAUCUCUCAGGGGCACUACUCCUCAAGAUACGGAACGCUCUGACGAUGGCGUCGUUGGUGCAAACUCUGAUAUUAUUGGAGCUUCUCCUAUCAAGGAUGACGCCAAAAACAAUCGUCUUAGUGGUCCUCUUCUCUGGUCUGGUCAAGACUUCGACGGAGACCAAACCUACACUCUCCGUCUUAGUGACGAGGAGGCUGGCGAGGUUGACAGCGCCCUUGCCAGUUUCAAAGCCCUCGGUCUUGAUGGUGAUAAAGUUUCAGCAGAUAACUUCCCCCUUCCUAACUUAUCUCGGCGCCUGCGUGCCAGUGCUGAAACUCUUCAUCUUGGCAAGGGUUUCGUUAUUAUUCGUGGCAUCGAUGGUGCGAAAUACACUAAUGAAGAUAGUGUUACUAUCUUCCUGGGUGUAGCCAGCUAUAUUGGCGACAAGCGUGGCCUACAGGACCGAAAAGGGAACAUGCUUUCCCAUAUAACUGACUCAAAGAAGUGGGCUACUCCCACUCACGCGCGUCAUGGUAUUCAUACCAAUCAAUUUUUGCCUUUCCAUACUGACAUGGGAUGUGAUAUUUUAUCCCUCCAAGUCCGAGACAGCGCCAAUAAGGGAGGAAACACCUAUCUUAGUUCUGCUUGGACUGUGUUUAAUCACCUGUUUAUCCACAAGCCUGAGGUUAUUGAUACUCUGAGAGCCUCUAACUGGCCUGUUCAACUGUCCGGCCGUAACGCCUCGUUCUAUCUCGCGCCCGUUUUUGAAUUCCACGAUAACAAGCUUCUCGUCAGCCUUGAUCUGCACCGCCUCGGCCCGCACCCGAAGAUGAGGACGAACAUUCCUGAUCUCUCAGAAGCUCAGCGAUAUGCCCUCCAAGCUGUAUCAGACGCCGCUUCGCAAUUCGAGCUGAAGCUGAAGCUGGAGACAGGUGAUCUCUUGUUCUUCAACAACCUUGCCCUCGUUCACCGCCGAGAUGCCUACACGGACAACGCUACAUCAUCGCGACAUCUGGUAAGACUCUGGCUUCGCAGCCAAAAGUACGGCUGGGCAAUCCCUGAUGGUCUGCUUCCUCCUUGGGAAGCUGCCUAUGGAGAGAACCGCAGGAUCAGGACUCAACAUUACCCUAUUGUUCCAAUGCCAGAGUAUCCUGUGCCGAAGUACGCCACAAGCUCGGCUUGCUUCGUGAUGGAAGACUCGGAGAGUUCUGAUGCAGAAGAGUGA